AUGUGGCGGUUCUUCGUGAGCUCCUCACCCGAUCGGGGAGAGGAAGGCUGCUCGGCGCCUACAGACAGAUCCCGAUUCAGGUCAGCGCCCAUCAACGACAUCUUCGAGGAGAUCUUUUCGAUGGUCGCCUUCAACUUCUACGAUGACAAGUACAGGUUCGAAACAGCCGAGACGGUCAUCCUGGGGGUCACCGACAACCUCGAUGAGAUGGUGCUCGAGAUCAAGAAGAGCCGGAAGGAGGAGCUCACCGAUACGACCGCCUGUCGGGCACGCUGGGCCCGGAUGCGGAUCGCAUGUCCCUCACCCCCGCAGCUGGUUCGCUCGCUCCAGCAGUGGAACAAGCUGAUCCUGUCAGGGCCACCGAGGGAGAUCUCCCUCAGGUGCGAGAAGAAGUGCAACGUGGUCAUCUUCACAGAUGGGUUCACUCCGGAAUCAAGGAAGUCAGAGAAGGGUGAGGACAAGGUCGGGGCGUUCAUGUUCGAUCGCACUGCGAAUCCCCCCUUCCAGUUCUCCGAGAUCAUCGACAAGGACAUCUCGAAACGUUGGCUUCGGAGGAAGACUCAGAUCGUCCCCAUGGGAUGA
Molecule: messenger RNA, 582 nt
Organism: Symbiodinium pilosum
Lineage: Eukaryota; Dinophyceae; Suessiales; Symbiodiniaceae
Source: the annotation of a GenBank genome assembly